AUGGAUGCCAAGCAGACUCUACAGAGCAUAGUGGGGCUCCCAGGACUGAGGGACAAUGAGGUAGAGGGAAGGUUUCCCUCUUCAGCUGGACUUUUUGCUGCCUCAAGAAUUCAGUUGAUUGGACCAGACUCCCACUGCCCCUCCAUCCAAUGCUCCAUUGACCCACCUUCUUUCCAACAGAUCUCCUUUACAGAAAGGAGCUUGGAUAAGGAGGAAAAACCAUCAGAAGAAAAGAUAAGACACUCUUCUCAUUCAGUAAGAGCCCCGCGCAAGGCAAGAAUCAGAGUCCAGCUCAGAAGGGGAAACUCUAGGAAGAGAGAAAUCCAUUCCAUGGACAACUGCCAAAAUAGAGCAGGUGGCAUCUUGCUUUUUUGUUCCAAAGUGCAGAUAAGCAGGUUAUUUAUACAGAGCUUGAGGAGGAAAGGGGUUUCUCAGUGGCUCUCUCACUCACAUGCUUCCUCUUCAAGACACCAUCAACGACAUGAGCCAAAACUGCAAAAGGAUUGCUUGACUUUGGAAAAGAAACUAAAGGCCUCUGACACUGUACACAUCAGUGAUGAGGAGACCCAUGAUGCCUGCUGUGGAGGAUCCAGAGAGGCCCACACUAGGCACAGUGAGUGGCCCGGAUCUCAGUCUCAAGAGACCUCCCACUGCCACUUCAAAAGCCUGGCGACCUCUGUGCACACUCCAUCUGAAGCCAGUUAUCACAACACAGCCCAGCACCUGUCUGAGCUCAUCUGGCUCCAGGGGCCUCUGUGCUGGGUACAAACCUGUGCCAUGGCCACCCAGGUGGCCUAUGUCUUCCCUGCUGAGGGCUGGCUCAUCACAGUCACACUGCCUGGUCCCUAGGGUGGAGAAGCUGAGCUCUUCCUAGGAAGAAAAUGGGCCCGCCCCUUCCCUGGACAGGAGAUAAAGGAGCCUGUUGGUAGAUCAAAUGAGGCUUUAGCUGGGGUCACCCAGAUCCUAUUCAAUAGAGGACACAGCUGUGUGAGAGUGAGAAGAAAGACCUGCUACUUCUUAGGCAAUUUUAGACACACUGUGUUAAUACAUGACAAAACAGGGGCACUCUUGGGAAAGGAGUUUGAACAAUACCCUCAAAGUAGAAACUUUCAUUUAGGUCUAAAACUACUGAUAAAUUUUGUAUUUCAUGUUAGACAUUUGAUGUUUUUGGAUGUUUUAAGACAGUCACGCAUUUCUUUGUAAUCAAAAAUAUUAGGGUACAAUCAUUCAUAUGUGUUUGUGUAUUGCAAAGUAUAGCAAAAUAAAUAUAUAUGUAGAUCCUCCCCCUAUAAGUCAGAAAAGACUAGCUCUUUACUCUCCCACCCUGAGUCAAUAAAGGACUG
Molecule: messenger RNA, 1343 nt
Organism: Cercocebus atys (sooty mangabey)
Lineage: Eukaryota; Metazoa; Chordata; Mammalia; Primates; Cercopithecidae
Gene: KRABD5
Product: zinc finger protein 720
Source: RefSeq, a predicted model, not a curated record